Diaporthe citri is the source of this 1497-nucleotide messenger RNA. RefSeq lists its product as uncharacterized. Bases 1 to 1497 code for a protein of 498 amino acids. The record is from RefSeq and is a predicted model, not a curated record. Gene Ontology annotation, cellular component: endoplasmic reticulum membrane. Gene Ontology annotation, biological process: sphingolipid biosynthetic process; fatty acid elongation, monounsaturated fatty acid; fatty acid elongation, saturated fatty acid. Gene Ontology annotation, molecular function: fatty acid elongase activity. The transcript has 2 exons. Lineage: Eukaryota; Fungi; Ascomycota; Sordariomycetes; Diaporthales; Diaporthaceae.
AUGGACGCUUCUCAGGUCUUCGCGACCGCUCCCGACGCGGCCCUCUUCAAGGGCAUGCUGUCCCCGGCCAGCAUGCGCGAGCCGCACUUCCUGCCUCCUCCGGCCCCAGGCUCGGUCGCCUCGGCCCCACCCGUCCUGAUCCCAGACCACAUCUACCGUGCCGCCCUUGACCCCCGGGUCCCCGUCACCAUCGCCGCGCUCUACGCCGUCACUGCCAAGCUCCUGAACUGGUACAACACCUCCAACUCCAAGAAGCCCUGGGCCAUCAGCAAGACCCGCCUGUUCCACAUCUUCAUCGUUGUCCAUAACAUCUUCCUCGCCGUCUACUCGGCAUGGACCUUCUACGGCAUGGUUGGCGUCAUGCGACGCAGCGUCGUGAACCCCUGGGGCCCUGAGGGGCUCAACGGCUUCGUGGACAGCAUGACUAGGCUUCACGGCCCGGCUGGCCUUGGCAAUGCCGUCUACUACAACCAGCAGGAUGCGCAAUGGACCUCCUACUCCGGCAGCGUCGCCCUCGCCAGCGACGGCACCCCCAGCCGCACCGACCUGGGUCGCAUUUGGAACGAGGGCCUGGCCUUCUACGGUUGGAUCUUCUACCUGAGCAAGUUCUACGAGGUUCUCGACACCCUCAUCAUCCUGGCCAAGGGCAAGCAGAGCUCCGUCCUGCAGACUUACCACCACGCGGGCGCCAUGAUGUGUAUGUGGGCUGGCAUGCGCUACAUGUCCCCACCUAUCUGGAUGUUCGUCUUUGUCAACUCCGGCAUCCACGCCAUGAUGUACACCUAUUACACGCUGAGCGCAUUUUCCAUCCGUGUUCCUGUGUUUAUCAAGCGAACUUUGACAAGCCUGCAAAUCACCCAAUUCCUCGUCGGCGCCUCAUAUGCCAUGAUUCACUCCUUCGUCAGCUACAGCCUUCCUGUGUCAAAGACCGUUGUCCAGGAUGCUACGGCGCCAGUUGCCACUUCCGUCGACGUCGACAACUCCGUACCCGCCCCCGGUCCCGCAUUCCUGGACAACCUUAAGCAGAUGGUCCUCGGCCUCGCAUCAAAGGUGACCACCUCCGUCGCCGAACAGGCAACAUCGGCAGAAGCUAACGCCAAGCCCGAGCAGUCCACCACCACCCAGGAGACCAUUUACACCCAAGAAGUCGUCCCUUGCAUCAACACCACUGGCCAGACCUUCGCCAUCUGGCUCAAUGUCCUGUACCUCGCACCUCUCACCUACCUGUUCGUGAAGUUCUUCAUCACCAGCUACCUUCGACGAUCCAGCGCAGGCUCGGCGCAGGGCAAGGGCAAGGGUUCCCGCGAGAGUCAGGUGACAGUCGCCGAGAAGGCCGGCUGGGACGCCGCUCAGAGCAUCCAGCAGGAGGUAUAUGGCGAGGGUUCUUCCAGCAGUCAAGCAAAUGGCGUGGCUGCCGCAAAUGGCCAGGCCAAUGGCAAGACGAGCAGCCGUGUCCCAAAGCCAGUGACGACCCCGAGGCGUUCGAGGCAUGCUUAA